AUGAGUAACCUACAAUCAAGUCCAUCAGCAUUUGAUAUAUACUUUAUAAAUAUAAAUCAAUUAGCAUAUCAAUUUAAUAAAUUAAUACAUUUAGAUAAUGAAUUUAAUAAUCAAUUACAAAAUAUAUCUGCUCAAAGUUUAGAGUUAAUGAAUGAGUAUCAAUCAUUGCAUCCAUCUUACAAACUAAUGAUAUCUUAUUUGAGUUCACAACAACAACAACAACAACAACAACAACAAAUCACUAAUACAGAUAACAAACUAUCAGAAUUUAAUGAAUCGUGGGCAUGUAAAAUUAUUGAAUCUUUUGAAAGUCUGAAACUGGAAUUGGAUGAUGAUAUAGCAAAAUACAAUAGUCAAAACCAAGGUUUGAAGCCUGAAGAAUCUGCAAAAUUAUAUACUCAAAUUAAAUCAAUAGUUAUAAAAUUAAUUAUCCAAACAAAUUAUCAAGACGCGAUCACAUAUUUAAAUCAUUAUACUAAUCUAGUUGAUUUUUCAAAUCAACCCAAAACUAAAGAAGUAUUCAUUAGCAACAGAUAUAUUGAAUUUUUGUUUUUAAAAUAUGUCAUCAAUUUAUUCAAUUUAGUUUGGUUUCCUUCAUCAGUCAGUGAAACUAAUGAACUUAGUGGUGACAUUAACGCAUCUAGUUCAGUAUCAUCAUCAUCAUUUAAAACUUUAACUAAACUAUACAAUCUUUCAACUACGUAUCAUACCAAAAAUAUUGCAUGGUUCAAUGAACAAGAUGAUGAAACUAAAUAUUAUUGGCUUUUAAAACUAUUUAAUUUAAGUAUCAUAUUCAAACAAUUUCAAUUCGUUGAAUUUUACAAUGAUUUUACAACCUUGUUACUUUCCAAAAAUGAAUCAUCAAAUUAUUUAAUCACUACAUUUUUACAAAAUCAACCAUUAUUGAAAAGAAAUCUUAUGGUCAUGUAUUCAAUUGUUUUGGUCUUUGUCAAACCAUUUAAUGUUCUAAAAUCAAUAAAUAUAGAAAAUGAAGAUAUUAUAGAUUUAUUCAACGAAGAUCCAAGAUCAAUUGAAUACAAAUUUUACAAUGCUAUAAUAAACCCAUUAAGUAAAUUUGAUAUAAUAGAAGUUAAAACCCAAUUAAAUAAUAAAUUAUUAAAUUUUGAAAUAAUAUCAAGUAUUGGAUAUCUAUUGCCCACGUCAUCUACUACAAAAGUUUCUAAUAUAUUUUCAUUUUUAGAAUAUUUAAACAAGAUUAUAGAUUUUAAAAAUUUCUUGUUGGUUUUAUCAAAUAUUGAUAGAAUUUCAAAAUUACAAUUGUUGAAACUUUUGGGGUAUAAUGUAGAUGAUACAUCACCUGAAUAUGUUGAAAAUUUAAAUGAAAUAACUCAAAUGUUAAUUACAAUUAUGUCAGCUUUGCAGCUAGGUAAAGUUGGAAUAAAAUAUUUAAUAGCUGAAGAAGUUUUUGUUAAUGAUUCAAAUGACCCUAAAUUUGAUCUAGAAGUUGCUCAAAAUCAAGAGGAAAUAGAUGAAUUGACUACUAAUUUAAAAUCUGAUUCAAUUUGUGCAUUAAUAACAAAUAUAUUGACUGAAAAAUAUUCACAAAUUGAAGAAUCAAAUUAA
Molecule: messenger RNA, 1584 nt
Organism: Lodderomyces jiufengensis
Lineage: Eukaryota; Fungi; Ascomycota; Pichiomycetes; Serinales; Debaryomycetaceae
Exons: 1
Coding region: 1-1584 (527 amino acids)
Source: RefSeq, a predicted model, not a curated record